GAAACAGCUCAUUAUUAGCAUAAACAUAACCUUCUCCCGACAUGGAUCUUGAUAUCCGUCAGUAUCUCAACAAGGCAAAGGAACAACGAGACUCUGGGGCUCUGCAGUCAGCUUACCGGUUAAUCGAGGUCACGACAGUAGCUGGAAGCGGCGGACGAACUCCACGUGUGGCCCCAGAGUUGUACGUUGUUUGUUCAGAAGCAGCUUUUCAGCUGGGUUGUUUGGAGAUAAGCAAAGCGUGCCUAAAGAUGUACUUUGAAGGGAAUCCGCCGGCUAAUCAAUUUUUGAGUCGAGCCUACCUCUGCCGGGGCCAGCUGAAGUCUCCGCCGGCAACUGGGAGUGUGGGAGACUUUGAAGAAGCUGUGCAGUGUUUUCUUAAAGCAAUUGAAAUUUCAAAGCGUGACCCGAGAUACUACUUCAUAGCGUUCAAUGCCUCAGUGCUGUACUUCCAGACAGUGCGUCCUCUCCUGCAGCCAGGGCGGUGCCGCCACCUCGUCCCCUCCCUCAGACAGGUGGUCCAAAGUCUGGAGGAGGUGGCAGACCAGGACCACAGCUGGAGGGCUGAGCUCAUGAUGCAUCUUAUCAAAUGUCUUGUGGACUCUGGUGAAAUGGAAGAUGCUGCAAGUUUUGCCAAAGUUACAGAAGAAUUCAUGAAGUCACAUACCCCACAUAUUUAUCCAAGACUCUUUACAUUACUGGUACAACACAAGCUGACAGAGAGUGAUGUCCUCAUUGAAAUGAGCAGGCAGUGUACUACUUUAGCAGUCAUUUACAGAAUACAGGAAUUUAAAAAGUAAGGGAAGUUUCUUUGGCUUAUUUAAAUAAAAGUUGUUUGUAUUUUUGCCAGAGGAUUUAUUUUGCAGAAAGCGUUGUUUUUUUGCUGCAAGUUGGAAGAAAUUAAUGAGGAUGAAACAACAAAAGAGGAGCUUGAGCAGAUUUUUCGUCUCCUGAUGGAUUCUACCAAAGCAUCUGCUACACCUGUGAACUCCAGUCCUCUUCAGCGCCCGACACCCAUCCAACCAGCUGACAGAGUUGCCUUCCUCCUGGAGUUGGCUCUGCUGGCCCUGCGAGUGAAGCGUCAUGAAGUAGCUGUCGACUGUUUGAAAGAGCUGAAGUCGGCAGGAGAGGCUAGUACUGGCCAACGCACAAUAAUGGAAUGUGUCAACUGUGAAAUCAACCUCCAGAAGAGAGAGGGGAAGAUGAACGACUACUCCAAAGCCAGUGUGGAGGCCCGGCUGAAGGAGAUAGGCAAGCUGGAUCAGUGGCUGCAGACUGCAGUGAGGGAGGGGGGCCCUCAGGCCGCGGAGGCAGUGUGUGCUACGCUGUGGAGCUUCUGUCUGCCCCUCUUGCAGCACAACCUCAGGAAACGCAUCUGGACACCUCUGCUCAGGGUUGCCCAAGUACUGGAAGACAUUCAAAGUAUGUUGCUGGAGACGCGCUGUCAAGUCCACUCGGAGCUGGCAGUGAUUGAAGAGGAGGACGGGCGCCUUGAGGCCUCUUUGAAUCACCUUCAGAAAGCCAUGCUGCUGGAUAACGGGACAAGACGAGAACGCCUGUCAUCAGCUCUCCGCCUCCUGCAACUCAGAGGCACCCUCUACCAAACGCCCCCCCGGGCCGAGGAUAAAGCCGACAUGCUUAUGCAGCAGGCCAGGGACAUGCAGCCCCAGGACAAGACAGACAGUCGUCCCAUCCUUGUCGCUGUUGGUCUGCUUUUGGCCCCUGACGAUUUCCAGAUGGUGCUGAAUGCUGACAACACCUCCAAAAUUCCCGUAGGCAGUCCUGGAUCUGGACCAGUGGCUCAGCUCUCUGCUAAGGCGCGGCAUCACUCUACAUCUGUGCGGAAGCUGGAUGGACACCUGGCCAGACAAGGAGAUGACACAGACAACACAGAGAGGGCGAAUCUAUGGGCAACGCUGGUGAAGACGGCCAGAAAACAGGAAGUUUGGGAUGUGUGCCGAGCUGCUUGUCGAUUCUGUUUGCUUUACGAUGAUGGGAGAUGGAAGAUCUCCGAGACUGACAAUCCAGAAUGUAGGACCUCGGAGGAAGAAAGCAGUGCAGAAUGUCUUCCCGAUUGCAAUCAAAGCCAAACCUGCGUGAGGGACUUGCUGCGCCUUUUAGCCGAAAUCCGCUUCAUCAGUGCUGAGGCCACCGUCCAAAAGCUGCUAACAGAGGGGGUUCAGCUUAACGGCCCUGUUGUCCCUGCAGUGGAGAAUGAGUUGAGUGCGUCUGAAGAGGAUCCACACUGGGUUGUUUACAGAGUCUGGAUCCAGGCUCUGUCUGCCUACGCCACCUCCAACUUCUUGCGUGCAGCAGAGCUCGGAGCAGAGAUCGAGGAGCCGUGGGUGGUAGCAAAUGCAGCAAUUUACCUGUGGAACUACAGCAGCCACUUGUUGUCAGUUGGCGAGUAUCAAAGCCUGCUUCCCUCCUUCCAAAGUCUUGUGACGAUGCUCCAAAAGACAGAGUUCACUGGGAACCGCGCUCUGUUCGUGUUGCUUUGUGAUGCUGUGGCCCGGGGACUGAUUCAGCCUCUGUGCGGACCAGACAGCGUCGAGCCAGCACUGCCAGGAGAAAAGGGCAGAAACAGAAAUGAGAAGGGGAUGGAGAAGGCUGCCAGCGUCCAUGGGGUUUUCUUAGACCCUGUUGCCCUUCAGGAUGUCCGCAGGGCAUCAGAGCUGUGUGACUACGCCCUUCGCAUCUCCACCUGUAACACCCCAGGGGAGACCGUCCCCAUCGCAGCAAGGAAACAGGUGGUGGCCACAUGGGUGCAGGUCAAGAGGUUCCUGCAGCAGGAGAUUGGCUCAAAGAUGGACACUAAAGAUGAGUGUGAGAACGAGGAGGUGUCAGCAAUGACGCGUGUGCUGGUUGCAGUGGAGAUGCUCCAGUGCAAUAGGAACCCGAGGCAUAUGGAGUUCUCUGUUCCCAGUCUCUCCACACUGGUGAGCAUGGCGUCAGAAUGCAGCUGGACUGACGGUGUGGUGGAGAUGCAGGUGUGGUGCCAGCUGGCUGCCUUCUGCCACCAUGCUAAGGACCACAGUUUGGUGUUGUGCUGCACCGAGAACGCUCUGCAGCUGGAAGAAGCAGCAGCAAAAAGCCUCAACACCAUGCCCUGUGUUUUGUACGGCCUGACUGCGGUGAACGAAAUGCUGAGCAAUGCCAGUUGUUUGCGAGGUUUGAGUUUAGUCCACGAGUCCAGUGGAGAUCUACAAACUUACAGGGAGGCUAUGAAAGUGCUUCUGUCCAGUGUCAGCUAUGCAGAGAUGGCUGAGAAUCCAGCAUUGUGUGUGGCAGCUGCCAGGCAUUACUGGAACACAUGUCUACCACUGACUGAGACUCCUGAGGAAAGAUGGCAGCUCCAAGAGCCCCUGGAGAAGAUUCUGGCAGCUCUGGUUAACACCAACAUAAAGCAUGCAAACAAACAGGGCAAAGUGAAAGGCUUGCUGACCUUGACAGCACUUCCUCUUGGGAGUUCUAAACAUGAAGCAGAAGAUGAAGAGGACCUCACCCUGAGAGCAGCCAUCUACAGUUUGUUGCUCAACAUCCACAUUGAUAAAACGGACUGGAAAAGUGCCUUGCAGCUGCUGGACCAAGCUAUCAGAGACAUGCCUCGCACCAGACACCGGCUACCUCAGCUGAAACACCGAAUACUGGUGAAAGCACAGCUCGGGAAAUGUGUACUGAUGGACAUGCAGAAGUUACAAGACGAAGGAGAGCAGUGCUGUUCAUUAAUGUGGCACCAGGUGGCAUUGUGUGCUGGCAACAUAACCCAGCAGCUCACCUACUACCAGAAGUCCAUCACCUCUCUGUUGAGUGAAAAGACUCAGUCUGAGAAGGUCAGCCUUCUGCUAGAGUUUGGGGAGUGGCUGUACUGUCACAACUUCCCUAAAGCCCAUGCCCAACAUCAGGUCCAGUGGGCCAUAGACAUCCUUCUACAUUUGGAAAGUGAACAGGCAGAAAGAGCAGAAGACGAGUCCAAAAAAAGGUGUUUGAGCUCAGUGGAAUGCGAGUCCCUGGUGGGAGUCCAAGGCUUGUUAUUGACAGAAAGUUUGUCAAAUCUGAAGGAGGUGAGGCGUCUUGACAGCUUGGUAAGAGCACACACUCUGCUCGCUGUCAUGGCAGACAAGACUUCACCGGAGCACCAGCUUAACCUGCUCAGAGCCUACGUCUUUGUGCUUCGGAUAUGGCAGGUGUCCAUGGCAGUGGGUUGGGAGAUGUCCAAUGAGAUGGCAAAGAACCAGCCACCCCAGCCUCCUCUCUCCGCUGGAUCCAAAAAAGGCAAAGACAAAGGCAAAGGCAAAAAAGGGAAAGAUCCUACCCCUUCAGAAGAGAGACCUAAACCCGUUGUCUUGGAUCAGGCUCUUCCUUCCACUCCACAGGACUGGGCUCGCUACGUCUGUCCUGAACAGGCCAGGCAAAUCUUCAGAGCCAACAGUAACCCCAACUGUAUCAAUACAAACAGCAUUACAAAGCAGACUCAAAGCCUGUUUUAUCUCGACAUGCUGGAAAAGGAGCUCCACUCACUCUCACUAGACCACCUGACCCUGCCCAUAAUGCAUCUUGCUGAGACCAUUGCUCAUGACCUUUUGGAUAGGAGGAGCCUCUCCGACCUCUACCGACUUAGAAUUGUGAGGUGCUGUAGCCGACUGGGUUUGGAGACACAUUCACCGUAUCAUGAAAAGCUCCUGAAACUGAGUAAAAUACAAGAACAAGAACAGAUGGGGUGCCAUAAAGUCAUCGCUUUUUCACAGGAGAGAAAAGGCCUUCACAAAGCUUCCAAUCAGAAAGUUGAGGUGGAUGAAAUGGCUGUGUCUGGGCGACAGAGGAGUGAUGUGUGUGCUCAGGAUAUCUGGCUGGACAAAGCUGAGGUUUGCCUCAGCAUUGGGCUCCGUCAACCAGCCAGGCAGCUCCUGGCAGAGGCUCACUCUGUGGCUAUGGAGCUCAGAGACCAGAAGGCAAUGGCUAGAAGUUUGCUCAGUCUGGCCAUUCUGGCGUGUGAAGAGCAGAACUUUGCUCAGGCUUUGAUCCUGCUGGACAAAGCCCACCGUCUGGGUGGGGAUGAAGAGUUCUGGUACAAGUUUACCCUCACCAAGGUAGCGGCUGUAGUGGGCCAGAGAGACCAAGACGCACACACCAAGGCUGAACAGAUUAUAAAACAAGGCUGUGUGGCUCUGAAGCUGGUUCUGGAGCAGCGGGUAAACCGAGCCCCAGAAAUCACAUUUUUCAUCACCUCAUUAGAGAUGAGGGGUGCCAUUGAAGGUAUACGUGCCCUUGGUGGCGGUGAACCUGGAGAGACGAUCACCAACGAGUUUGUCCAGAGGCUGAUGGCCGCCUGUGAUACACUCAGAGAGUGUGCCAGUGGUUUCACUAAACUCGGCUAUAAAGAACAGGCAGCGGAGGCACUUGUAGAGUAUGCACAUGGUCUGAGAAUCCUAGCCAACCGUACGACUCACACAGAGGACAAACAGCGCCUACUGCUCGAUGGUCUAUCCCAAAUGCAGCUCGCUGUUACAGAGCAGGAACGUGUGGCGCUGAAUGCUCAGAGAGUGCUCCCCCCACAGGAGGAGAGUCAUGGAGUGUCACUGGCAGCCAUGCGGAGGCUCCUGCGCUUGCGACUGGCCCUGGCAGAGUUUUGUCUGGUCGUGAUGGAGGAGCACUGUGCUGAGGAGAAACGCCAAGCUCUGGCCCGCGAGUGGAAAACCUCUGCUGAGAUAGCACUGGAGGAGUUUACACGCUGCACACCUGAACCCAACUCUGUAGAACAGGAAUGGGUGAGUGUGGGCAGUACCUUGGGGCAGGUGGCCCUGGGCCAACUGGCUGCGGUCAGAUCUCACUACCUGGACAACAUGGAGGCCAGAGCUUGCUGCCUGAGUCUGAUGGGAAAGUACCUCAGACUGCUGGCUGUGCAGGAAGACCCAAUGUAUCUGUGUGCUCUCUGGGACAGACAUAAACAGGAGGAGGCCUGUUCUGACCCCAAAGCUGUUUCCGUGGAGGAGGAGAUUUCAGAGAAAGACGGAGAAUCAAGCAGAAGAGAGCCGACUGUGACCUCGGCCAAAAGUGCUGAGCUGCAGCAGCGGAGGAGGCGUCGAGCCCAGCAGCUGUUGGCACAGGCCAAUAAGGCACUGGCAGAAGCCGUCAGCCUGAGUCUCCAAAACAAGCUGUCCUCCUCCAUCCUGGCUGAUGCCUCUCUCAACAUGUUGGAGUGCCAUGGCCAGUCUGACCCUGCAGUGGCAGGUCAAUAUCUUGCCCUGUUUCAGAGCUGCUGCACUGUCGCUACGAUGGCCGAGGUCCUAAGCUCUGCCUGUGCUGGCACCAGUGAGUCCCAGCUCUCAGCUCUGCUCAGCCUGCACAGGAAACUGCUCCUCUCUCAAGAGGAGAGGACCAGCAGCAUGCUGAAGGGAUUGGAGGACUCCCUCAAUAGCCUCUCCAAGGCCUUCAGCCAACUGACCAUCCAUCCCAGCCACUUAAAUAUCCUUGAAGAGCUUCCGUCCAACCUGAAAAUCCUGCUGCUUCAGCACUCUGAAGAUGGGUCAGAACUUUAUGGGGCCUUCUAUGAGAUGACCAAAGCUCCAAAUCAAAAGGGAAAGACUACACAAGUUACAGGUACCCUGACGUGCUCUAGGGUGGCCAAGGUUUCAGUCUGCCCACGGGCUCUGCUGGCACUGAGGGAGCAGACUCGAGUCUUUGGCCUGGAGACUAGAUAUGCCCUCAUCAAGCAAGCCUGUUGGCACAGUGCAGAGGGCAGGCUGGAGGCCUCCAUGGAACAUCUUGUACGUCUUAAAACUGCUGCAGAAGAAAUGUUAGGACCUCACUUCAGAGAAAUUGUACAAGAUAUGGAAAACUAUUUGAAUCCACUUCUCACACAGUUUGACUUCUCAUGCUUAAGGCCCCAGGCUGUAUCACCACCAGUCCCUGAAAUGACCAAAACCAAAGAUAAAGACGAGAAAGGGAGCUCAGCUAAAUUACCAGCAGAGCCAGGGGAGUAUGUGGUGUUGCUGGCAGACAGGAAGUUGCUGGAGUUGCCGCUGGAAGCCUUCUCCAUCCUGCAGGACCAAGGCCUGAGUUCUGUGUCUCGAGACUUCUCCCUCCAGCUUCUCCACAGUCGCCUGAACAGAGAAGAACCAGACAAAGUUGAAAGUGACAACAAAAAGGAGACCAAAGGUGGCAAGGGAACUAAGGGGAAGGGAGAUCAAAGCCAUGCCAUCAAAAUACCUGUGAAUCGUGUGUUACCUUCUAACACCUUCCCGGUGGCCACACGUCACAUGAAAUAUAUUGUUGACCCUUACAAUGAAGGCGACUUUGGAGGGACAAGUCUGAGCAUGAGGAUGAAGGAGAUUUUGGAAACCCACAGCCAGCAUUGUACCCAUCUGUGGGAGGGCUUCAUGGGGAACCGAGAAACGCCCAGUCUGUCCGAGAUGGAGCAGCUGCUGUGCAGAUGCAGUGCCUUCAUUUACCUGGGGAUGGAGCGCUUCAUGGCAAAUAUUCCACCUGCCAAACUGGCAGCCUUCAAUCUGUCUGAGUGUCGCAUGGCUCUGCUCUUCGACCUGACUCAGAACAGUGCCAGUGUUCUCCGCCAAUCAAACCUUGACAUGUACAAGAGUGAGGGACAGCUGGACCUGGAGAAACCCCUGCAGACUGCUCUGCUCUUGAGUUUGAGUGGUGUCGGCUGUAUUGUCCUCAACCAGUGGCACAGCAGCCUUCAACAGAACACACACAAUAUGGUCAAUGUGCUAGACAAUCUACUGAGGGUCAGGCAGACCUCUGGCCAGACCGUCCAUGCCCUGAGGAGAGGAGACAGUAAGGUCACAGGAUCAUAUGAUCAAGUGCUCCACAAUGGCUCGAAGGAAGAUGAUGCUCAUCACAGAACGACUCUCACACCAGCAGCCUUCAACUGCAUUGUCUAUGGCCUCCCUAACCUAAUUGUGACAUAA
This is a messenger RNA of Anoplopoma fimbria (sablefish), 7925 nucleotides long. Its product is annotated as cilia- and flagella-associated protein 46. Gene Ontology annotation, biological process: cilium movement involved in cell motility; axoneme assembly. The transcript has 59 exons. Gene Ontology annotation, molecular function: protein binding. Lineage: Eukaryota; Metazoa; Chordata; Actinopteri; Perciformes; Anoplopomatidae. The record is from RefSeq and is a predicted model, not a curated record.